AUGAAAUAUUUCGCCCUUUCAUCCACCCUCAUGAUGGCAAACCUUUAUCUUCUAGCGGUCGUAUUUUCUCUGGUUGCGGUUGCGGUCGAAACACCACAUCGCCGGACAUACUUCUAUGUAGGAGGCAACUACACCCUCAACAAUGAUGGAGAACACAUCAUCACCAACCAGAUGUACGUCGAACGACUUACUCCUGUCGACGGCCCACGUAGACAGUAUCCGAUUGUAUUUAUCCAUGGAGCCGACCAAACAGCAACGAACUGGCUGAACAAACCCGACGGAGACGAAGGAUGGGCGUCUUACUCUCUCUCGCAAGGCUACGAAUGCUAUUUGCUUGAUCACACCUCCCGUGGCAGGAGUCCGUGGUAUUCCCGAAAUGGACAGCUGAGGAAAUACAGCGCCGAGCAUCUGCAAAAGUACUUUACGGACACGGCAAAAUACAACCUCUGGCCACAGGCGAGUCUUCACACCCAAUGGCCCGGAACCGGUGUGAUGGGCGAUCCGAUUUUCGAUUCGUACUAUGCGUCGACGGUUCCUUCGCUUGCCGAAAACGCUGCUCAAGAGGCCUCCAUGCAGCCUGCGGGCGCUGCUUUGUUAGACGCCAUCGGCAAGCCGGUGAUACUUGUCGCUCACUCCCAGGGAGGAGCAAUGGCGUGGGUUACGGCAGAUCGGAAACCGGAUCUGGUGCAUUCCAUCGUAUCAAUUGAGCCAUCCGGGCCUCCAUUCCAGAAUGCAAUUUUUGGGAGUGGACCAGCCCGUCCCUACGGAUUGACUGAUAUACCGAUCACUUAUUCGCCGCCAGUGACUGAUCCAGACGCGGACUUUGUUAAGCAGACGAUCACAUCCAACUCCAGUGCAAUAUCAGACUGUGUGAUCCAGGCUGACGACCCUCCCCCCCGACAGCUCGCCAACCUGUCUAAAAUUCGGACUUUGGUCGUUACAGCCGAAGCAUCAUAUCAUGCGACACACGACUGGUGCACUGCUCGAUUUCUCAAACAAGCUGGAGUUCCAACAAAGCACCUGCAGCUACGGGAGGUCGGCAUCCAUGGUAACGGACAUAUGAUGUUCCUGGAGAAGAACAGCGACCAAGUGGUCAGAGCGAUACACAAUUGGAUCGAGGAUUCAACAUCUUCAUGA
This is a messenger RNA of Aspergillus fumigatus Af293, 1137 nucleotides long. RefSeq names its product alpha/beta hydrolase. Lineage: Eukaryota; Fungi; Ascomycota; Eurotiomycetes; Eurotiales; Aspergillaceae. The record is from RefSeq and is a predicted model, not a curated record.